GUAACAUUGUAUUGUCCAGGUAUGUGAGAGAAGACGCCAGUUAUGUACAGACUCCUGCUUCUGGUUUCUGCAUGUCUGGGAGCCCAUCAUCCUGAAGUCCUAGGGGAGGAACCAGAUCCUGAGGACGUGGACAACGGGCAAUGUAUCCCUAUAAGGUGCGAGAUGGGGGUUCCGCCCAAACAGUGUAUCAGCCUCUGCGCCCUCCGCCACUACCUCCCCACCUGCCACCCUCCGGGCGAUUUCUGCCUCUGCAAGCGUUUAGUCGGUAACUCCGUCGAGCUCGUCAGUCCAGACGAGGUGUUGGACCAGCCUGAGGAGCCUCAGGUGCACUACAGCGUCUUGGCCGUCUUCGUACCUUUGAGGGACUUCUUUUUCCAGGAUGCUUCCGAGGAAGAAGAGGUUAUUUUUCCCACGGCCGAGACCUACGCCAGUGUCAACGUCCACGAAGGAAGACUCUUCUGGGACUUCCGGUACAUCCUGACCGGACUCUUCCUCCUGAUGGUGGCUCUGGUGGUCUACGAGUUGAUCAUGUGUAGAGCGCAGUCUCGUCAAGACAGGCUCGAGACUGGAGAACCAAUCAAGUGGAUUUUAACAUGAAGAUCUUAACUUAAUGGUUUGAUUCUACGAAGAAUAGAAUUUGUUCUUCAAAUAUUAACUGAUUGUUUAAAAUUUUAAGUGUGAAAAAUAUUGGACCAACGUUUAGAAUUUGUAAUUAUAAAACUAUUUGGAUUUUAUAUUUAUUGAUUUGUAAGAUGAAUCUCCAACUGACAAUUAAAACUGUUUUUAAAGAUU
Messenger RNA from Homalodisca vitripennis (glassy-winged sharpshooter), 792 nucleotides. RefSeq lists its product as uncharacterized. The record is from RefSeq and is a predicted model, not a curated record. The transcript is spliced from 2 exons. NCBI's taxonomy places the organism in Eukaryota, Metazoa, Arthropoda, Insecta, Hemiptera, Cicadellidae. The coding region runs from base 43 to 597 and encodes 184 amino acids.